AUGCUGCCAAGGGAUUGGAUGGCCGCAAUAUCAAAAACACUGCCCCCACCACCUCAUAUCGAGCUGGUGAUGUCCAUGCCUUACCUUCGCACUGCCUUCAAGCGACCUACCGUCAGAGUGAGGCCAACUUCAUCAGAGGUGUACACACGAUGCUCUCGUAACGCCACGGGCGCUUUAGACGGUCGUGGACUGGUAGCGGUAAUCAAGCGUCAAGUGCCUCUGGCUGGUCAACUGAACCACGAGCUAGCUUGGGGACAGGGAUGGGGCUGGGUUACCCUCCCUAAUGGGGUUUGGAGCGGAAGAUUGACCUGGUCACAAGAUGGCGAAGACUUCGCCCUACACGCGAUGCCCAUCAUGCACCAUACGAACGUGUCCCAGGCGUGCUCCAUGCUGGAUGGAGUAACGGCAUACGAAGCAUCGGCCUACGAGCAGGCUUUGGCUGAAUACGACGACACUGCCACGGUUUCAGACGACUGGGACUUUGGCGUCGACUGCGGAGAUUUCAUGAUGUAA
Molecule: messenger RNA, 513 nt
Organism: Leptosia nina
Lineage: Eukaryota; Metazoa; Arthropoda; Insecta; Lepidoptera; Pieridae
Source: the annotation of a GenBank genome assembly